ACGUGCUAAAUUUGCCACAGCGCGUUAAAUUGGUCGAAAGUCCCGCAUGUGCCAAAUGAAAACAAUAAAUUCAAAAUUGCGAAUAAAUACAUUAUUAUGAGGAGAUGACUUCAGUGCUAAGUGAAGUACUUUGUCGCGUUUGCCUGAAGCAGGAUGAGCUGAUGGUGGACAUCUACGAGCACGUAGAAGAGCAGCAAACGGAUCUGUGUACCCUACUAGAGCGCUGUGGUGACAUUAAAGUCGAUAAACGGGAUGCAUAUCCAAAGUAUUUGUGCCAAGAAUGCACAAAAGAGCUGCUGAUCUCGGCCAAGUUUCGCGAGAAAUGUGCAGCCACGGAACAGGCGCUUAAACAAAGAACGUUGGAACGUUUAAAGGACGAAGCGCCAGCUUCUGCUAUUACCGUCUUGGCUGGCGAGGAGCUGGUGGUGGACGAUUAUGAGGAGGACACAAUGAAUGCGGAUGACAUUAUUACAUUCGAUCCCAGCGAGCAUGUGGAAUUAUACGAAGAAUGCGAGACGGAAGUGCCAGACGAAAAAGUAGCGACAACUUUGGAUAACGCACCUGAAGGUCUUCCAUCCAAUGCCCAUUACAACUGUGAUGAUUGCGGCGCUGUUUUCCAGCAGGCAGCCACGCUGCAGCGGCACAUUGGAAAGGCACAUCCCGCAGCAGACAUCCACGAUUGCCCUCAAUGUGGUCAUAGCUUUACUCAGAAAAGCAAUUUGGAAGCGCACAGUUGCACCGGAUCGGAUGUGCCGGUCGAGAGUAUGCGAGCGCAGCGGGCACACCAUCGUUGCGUCCACUGCGGCAAGUGGCUGCAAUCUGCCUCGAGUCUGGUCAUGCAUCUUCGCCUGCACAAUGGCGAAAGGCCCUUUGUCUGCGACGUUUGCCCAAAGACUUUCAAAACUAAUGGCGCACUGGUAGCCCACCAGAAAAGACACCUAAAGCUGGUGGAGUUUGAGUGCGCAUACUGUGGCAAGGGUUUUGUAGAGUCAAGCAAUCUGCGUCGACACGUUGCCUCGUUGCAUACGUCGGAACGGCCACACACUUGCACCAUCUGCCAGCGAACCUUCUCCCGCGUCUAUCUGCUUGAGAUGCACAAGCGCACCCACACGGGUGAGCGGCCAUAUGCAUGUUCUCUCUGCGAUCGCAGCUUUGUCCAGUUGAGUGUGCUGCGCACUCAUGAGCGCAUCCAUACUGGCGAGCGGCGACAACGUUGCGACCUCUGCCAGAAGACCUUCAGCCGGAUGAUCCAGCUAAAGAAACAUCAACUCAAGUCCUGCCUACGUGCGGGCACACAAACAACCGAAGAAGUUGUGUCGUAGCUACUAGCAGGAGGCAUCAGAAGUUGUAGCAUUAAGGUCCUCGAUUCUUGUAUAUAAAUAAGGCAGGUUUACCUAUGUGCUCGAUAGGUUAUCUUACUAGGUUAAAUAAUAUAGAGCCUAUUGUGAACUUUGCUAACAAAGUUUUUUGGAUGUCUUGCCAGUGCACAUCGGGAAAUACACUUGUGAAUGGUUAACAGCAUACGUUUUUCAGAAAGGAUCUUUGAUUUCAAGGCUGAGUUCCACCAUGCGGUAAACUUCAGCGAACCCAGAUAUGCGAAAAACCUAUUGCGGACUAUCUUAUAAAUCCGUUUAGGUACAGCAAGAUGCUAAAUAAGCUCGUAAAUACUGACUUAGGAGUUGCUUAAUAUAGCUUAUGUUAUUUCCAUAACGACUAUCUUUCGGAAUAGAGUUCUUAAAUGGAAAACUUUUCUUGGAAUACCUUAAACAAAACCAGCAACAUUUGCGAGAAGCAUUUAUAAUGUGUUGACCAAAUUAGCUCAUAAACACAAAGCUAGGCUUAGAUAAGUAGUUAUUACUUAUCCUUAAAUAUUAUUUUAAAUAAAAGUAGUAAUAUCUCUCAAAGAAA
This is a messenger RNA of Drosophila virilis, 1908 nucleotides long. RefSeq names its product zinc finger protein 3. Gene Ontology annotation, biological process: regulation of transcription by RNA polymerase II. The record is from RefSeq and is a predicted model, not a curated record. Gene Ontology annotation, molecular function: zinc ion binding; DNA-binding transcription factor activity, RNA polymerase II-specific. Gene Ontology annotation, cellular component: nucleus. Lineage: Eukaryota; Metazoa; Arthropoda; Insecta; Diptera; Drosophilidae.